CUUUUCUCUUUCUGGCACCAUGAAGCCAUUCGCGUCCAAUUCUAAUCGUCGACCCAAUACACGAUACCUCAACCAUAAUGGCUUCAGAGACCCACCAGUCACCCCAUUGCAGCAGGAAGAAGCGCAUGAACAUGCCUUGAAUGUUCUAAAGUUCUACUCAGUUCCUCCUCCAAGUUUAGAUACAAUUAUGUCGAAGGAUUGGACUCGAAUAGAUACAGAAACAUCGUCGGCCGUUAACGAACAAAUUGACGAUUUUGAAAGACAACAUUCGAAGGCAAUGGAGCAGCUUUGUGACUCGACAGUGGCGGCGUAUCACACAGACAGACACUAUCGUAACAUGUCGUACAAUGAGCUGUUGGAUUUAGAACCUCACGAACGAAAGCAGAGUGUGAAAGAAGCUCGAGGGGAGUGGGCUAUGGAUACUGUUUUUACCGCGACAGAUGAACGGGAACUGAGCCUUGCUAAAUCGCGACAAAAUCAAAUCCACAACAAACGCGUUCCAUAUCCAUUCCACUCGACUUAUUCCCGUAACCCUCUUCGCACACUCUCCACCAUUUCGCGACUUCGCUACAGCUAUCUCAAGCGGAUAAUCCCGAUGAGAGUGCGACGCGAUGAACUCAAAGAGAAGGAGAGAGAGACUGAGUUGCAAAGAGAAUAUAACGAGAGACGUCGAGAGGAGGAGAGGAAGCGGUGGGAAGAGGAAGAACGUAGACGAAAAGCCGCACAAUUUCCGCAAUCCUUGGAAGAAUUCAAGCAGAAAGGAGUGGAUGUACAACGCCGCGUGGCUAGAUUCCUGUGUUUAGGGGACAUGUUCGGUCAUAAGGGUUCAGAAUCCGGCUUGUCACCAGCCCAAGAGAAGAUGUUGAAGGAAUGGAAGUGGACAGUUGAGGAGGUGGUUCCUAUGAAGAGAAUUUUCGCAACCAACAAAACAUUCGCUGCUGAAAUGCAAGCCCUGGAUAUUGCCAACCAGAGUGUUACCAGAGACCCUCGCAACCGAUAUUGACGGGCUUGUUACUUGUGUGCAGCCGCCCAACCUCUUGGGCAUGCAUCAAAGCUCCAUCAUUGGGGAUUGUAGGCGACUGGAAUCGGUUCUACAACAGGAUGACCAGCUGGACAGCACUACUGGAAUGCUCCAUUGGAAAACUUGCCCUCCAGAUUGGAGCUAGUGGUGUGCACCGCACCGGACACCAGUCACUUGGACUGGUUGCGAAUGGCCCUUACACGAAGAUGACAUGAUUUUCCGGAGUGGUAGACCUACGGGUUUCAAUAUCUAUUGUUAUGUAUUUUCUUAUCUUCGUUCUCGGAGAUAGGAUCUACUUCAAAUUCUUUUUACAAGUCUCAGACCAUCUAGAAAACGAUAUUAUGUUGAAGCCUUC
Messenger RNA from Marasmius oreades (fairy-ring Marasmius), 1376 nucleotides. RefSeq lists its product as uncharacterized. The transcript is spliced from 4 exons. Bases 20 to 1003 code for a protein of 327 amino acids. Lineage: Eukaryota; Fungi; Basidiomycota; Agaricomycetes; Agaricales; Marasmiaceae. The record is from RefSeq and is a predicted model, not a curated record.